Molecule: messenger RNA, 1091 nt
Organism: Labrus bergylta (ballan wrasse)
Lineage: Eukaryota; Metazoa; Chordata; Actinopteri; Labriformes; Labridae
Source: RefSeq, a predicted model, not a curated record
CUUAACUAUUUCUGACAAUGAGGAAGUGCGGCAGCACCACAGGCUACGCGGAAAAGUUGAGAUGCGCAUGCGCAGAGUCGUUGAUGACGUAGCAGCUGCAUCAGCGAAUCACCGGCGUCCAGUGGUGGAAAAGUUUGUGAGAGAAGCAACAACAAGCCGACAUGAAGACACUGGUUGUGGGGGUCGGUGGGAUGACCAACGGAGGAAAAUCGACUCUCUCUAUGAGUCUCCACCAGCAGAUACCCAACAGCUGCAUCAUUGCACAAGACUCAUAUUUUAAGGAUGACUCUGUGGUACCAGUGGACAGCCAUGGCUUUAAAAAAUAUUUUUCAUUAUGUUUUGUCACAGUGCUCGAUGCUCUCCACAUGGACACGAUGAUGAGCGACAUCGACUCGUGGAGAAGAGAUCCUGAGGCGUUCCUGAAGCAGUGCGGCCCGUUCCCCGAGCAAACGGCAGCAUCAGAGGAAGAGGAGGUGUUUGUGCUGAUAGUGGAGGGCUUCCUAAUUUUCAACCACAGGCCUCUGAAUGAACUUUUUGACAGAAGCUACUUCAUGCAGAUACCUUAUGAAGUGUGUAAAAAGAGACGAAGUUCGAGGGUGUACAAGCCUCCUGAUCCUCCUGGAUACUUUGAUGAAUACGUGUGGCCGAUGUACCUGAAGAACCGGCGUGAGAUGGAGAGCAUGGUGUCAGGAAUAGUGUUUCUGGACGGACUGAAGCCAAAGGAGGAGCUGCUGGCUGCUGUGUGUAAAGAUGUUUAUCAGGAAAUCAAAAGGCUGAAGGAGAAGAGCUGAAAAAGCCGCAGAUGUCUGUGUGGAUACUCUGAAGAUGGACUCUGCUGCUCGUACAUUUGACAGAAAGGACCAAACCAAGUGUUACCGAAGGUGUUAUAUAAAUACACUAAUACCUGUGUAUUACUUUAAUAGUUUAUGUGCCUGUAAGCGUACAGUAAACUGUAGAAGAGAGAAUGAUUGCUGUAACAUUUCAGUUUGUCCAGCAGGAGCCUGGACAGAAACUUUAGGACCGUGUUAACCUGAUUUGUUUAUUAUGACACUAAUGGACGAUAUUUCAAAGAUAGUAAACUGAAAUAUAUA